This is a messenger RNA of Marasmius oreades (fairy-ring Marasmius), 924 nucleotides long. RefSeq lists its product as uncharacterized. Lineage: Eukaryota; Fungi; Basidiomycota; Agaricomycetes; Agaricales; Marasmiaceae. The coding region runs from base 1 to 924 and encodes 307 amino acids. The transcript has 8 exons. The record is from RefSeq and is a predicted model, not a curated record.
AUGCUGAUUCACCUCAACACCUUCUUCCUUUUAUUGUGUCUACCCUCUCUAACUUUGUCCUACGAUGAGAGGCCACGGACGGGACACUCGCGGUUCUGGCGGCGCGCAUCGCAGAAAGUAGCAGCAGAGGGAUUUGCUAACCCGAAGGAAAGUGGAGGGUCUUUUCUUACGCAAGUGGAAAAUACGACCCCUCCGGGACAAUCAGAGCCUGUGAACAUGAUAAUAUCAGCCAACUCGGACGCAGAUGUCCUCAAAGAUCAGGAGGACGGUGGUGGUUUAAGGAAUUACUGGUUGUCGUUAUUGUUUGCCGGGGAAUGUUUAGGACAGCACUCGGGCGACAGUCAGAAAGUGGAUCUGGGAGACGGACAUGGGGCUCUCAACGAAACCGCUGUCAUUCGCUACAACUAUAAUGAUUCUCAGUUGGGUACAUGUAAAGAGUCGAUUGAGGGUGGAAACCAUUUCCGGUAUUGGGUCCAGAAUGGUCCAACUAUGAAUACUGGUGCUAUUUUUAUGGCUGCAUCGUACGAGAUGCCUAUAUCGCAACAGCACGGUAUUGUCGCGAAUGGGUAUAAUCUUGGCCGGGAUUAUAUUGUCGGCAAUAUCACUGGAUCGGUCAUACCCACGGCUAAUCUUACCAAUCAAUCCUCUUAUUCCGGCGAAACCAGUUUCGGUGGAUUCAAGUAUCGCACGACAGUCAAAUACCUCAGCGGUCUGCUUCAAAACACGAGUAUAGGUAUCAACCACAACGACAGUGUACCGACAGGAGACAUGAAUGCUAUUGAUGGUCUCGUCGCCCUACUUGAGGUCAAGAUAUCCGAGCGGCCGAAAAACGAUGCUACCGCCCUAUUUCUAAAUCCGCCCAGGCGGGCAUGGCAAAUCCCCGUUCUCUUCGUUGCAUUCAUUAUUUCCCUUGCAUGUUUUUAG